AUGGCAGCACUUGUCUGUCAUCUGUCAUUGCUCAUGCUCAUUCUGGUGGCUGUGCAAAUGGUUGUGCCGUACACCUUUAAGAACUGCGUUGAACUGAGGAACACCAGAAAGCGGAGCUUCAAAUGCACCACUCGAGAGUGGAAUAUAUCUGUCAUAUUGGAGGACCUGCCGCCGUCCGUCAUCAAUCUCACCAUUUUGGCAAGCCCUAUCAAAGACAUUCCUGACAAAGCCUUCGUCCACAUUAAAGACCUUCAGCAUCUUGAGUUGGGCAGAAACCGUUUGAGGACCAUAAGUGACUUGUCUUUUGAUGGACUCAAUCAACUCAAGUUUCUCGACUUGUCGUUUAACAACAUCUCCCAGCUAAGGCCCAAGCUUUUUGCGAACCUGCACAAUCUCACUUUCCUCACUCUGAGUGGCAACCACAUCAAGUCCAUGCCAGUGGACAUUUUCUCAACUAGGCAGCACAUGCUCGACACUUUAAUAUUGCAGAGCAACCGUUUAACAAACUUCUCAGAGAUUGCUGACGCUGUGUCAUACUUAAAGAAUCUGAAGGAAUUAAACCUUUGCCAAAACAACUUAACAUCUCUGCUUCACUCCAAUAUUUCGCUCCCUCAAUCUCUCACCAAGUUGGUCCUGUGUAAAAACAACCUAGACAUGUUAGGAUGCGGGCGCCACUUCUUCUCUGGGAUCAAAAUCUUAGAUUUGUCUUUAAAUUCUCAACUGACUACAGAGGCUUUUCAGGAUGUGGACUUAAAUGGGACAAACUACCUCAAGUUGAGCUCAACCAAGGUAAAUGUGACGAUCCUUUUAAAUAUCAGCAACAUAAAAGCAGGACACAUCGACUUCACAGGAACAGGUGUGAAAACCAACACUAUGUUACUUGAGCUGUGCAAGCUUUUAAGGAGCAAGGUGAAAAGUCUUAAUACGUUGCGUCUGAGCAACAAUAGCAUCACUAACCUGCAAAAUGAUACAUUGUCCCAAUGCCCAACAAUCCGUACAGCCUUGGAUCUAUCCAACAAUAACAUGGGAAAUGCUCAAAACAAGGUAUCAUCAGACUGCCUAAGAUUUAUUGGCAAGAAUAAAUAUUUGAGAAAGUUUUAUUUUGAACACAACCACUUGACCUCCAUUGCCUCUUGCAAGAAUGUAACGUUACGCUUUAAUAAAAUGGAAGAGCUCAGCUUACGAUACAACCGCAUCCUCUCAGUGGAUUCUUACGCUUUUUAUCACACACCAAAUAUAAAAACCCUGAAAUUAAACAUCAACAUCAUCGCCUUUCUUCAUCAUGAAGCUCUUAAAGGACUCUACCAGCUUGAGAACCUACGCUUGGACAACAACCUUCUCACCGACCUUUUUGCUGACACUUUUGAAGAUCUGAUUGUGCUGCAAUCUCUUAACCUGCGAAACAAUCGCAUCGCAGUCAUUUUCAACGGAACCUUCCUCCAUCUUGAAAAUCUGACAACUCUGGACCUCGGAGGGAACAAGAUUUCCCACAUUGAACCCUCGGGAUUUCAAGGACUACGAAGCCUCUCCAAGCUAUACCUAGAUGGAAACAACCUGAAACAGAUUCAUACAUCUCUCCAUGGGGCGUUUCUGGACACACUCACAGUGCUGGAUUUGGAAAGAAACCUGAUUAUGUUCCCGACCAAAAGAGUACCCUCACCAUUUGUGAAGCUUAGCAGACUCAAUGACUUGAAGUUAGGUGGACAGCGUCCAUACGGUCUCACCCGAUUGCAACAUAAGUUCUUCCGCGGCCUCCGCAACCUAACUUCUCUCUACCUCGCCAAUAAUCAAAUCUCGUACAUUGCCGUUGACGCAUUUGACGACCUGACGAACCUGAUUUUCCUCACCUUGCAGAAGUGCUGCGUCGUGAACAUAGAGCUGAAACCGGGAAUUUUUAAUAGUCUUCGGAAAUUAUCCUACUUGUCUGCAGAAAAUGCUGGCUUCCAGACCUUCUCUAGGGACGUGUUUGGCAAUCUAACCGGGUUGCAGACAUUACAGCUCAACCACAAUGGAAUGCAAACACUCGAUGUAGAUGUGUUGGAAAGUAUGCCUCAUUUGCGAUACUUGGACAUACGCAACCUUUCGCUCAGCUGCACAUGCCAGAACAGUUUGUUGCAGAAUUGGACAAUGAAGAACCAACAGGUCCAAGUAGUGUAUCUUUACGAUCUUCCUUGCCAGCAGGGGGAAAAUAAUAACUUCUACAACUUCAACACAGAUGUCUGCUAUGUCGACCUCGGCAAGUAUCUCUUCUUCACCACGUCAACUGUGGUAGUGUUGUUCACAUCCUUUCCGCUGCUUUAUGUCCUACUUUAUUGGAAAAUGAAGUAUGGCUACUAUGUGUUUCGCGCCUGGUUCAGUGAGCAGUGGCGCAAGAUCAAAGAGGAGGAGGAAAACUGUACAUAUGAUGCUUUUGUUUCCUACAACUCCAGUGACGAACAGUGGGUCAUGGUGCAGCUUUUGCCCAACCUGGAGGGCAACGGCUCGUCUUUGAAACUCUGCUUGCAUCAUCGCGACUUUGAGCCAGGUCGGGAUAUUGUAGACAACAUUGUGAACGCCGUGUACAGCAGUCGCAAGACCAUCUGUGUCAUUAGCCGAAAUUUCCUCCAAAGCGAAUGGUGCUCCUUGGAAAUCCAGCUAGCCAGCUACCGGCUUUUCGACGAGCACCGCGACGUUCUCCUGCUCAUCUUCCUAGAACCAGUCUCCGAGCGUCAAAUGUCCUCCUACCACCGCAUGAGAAAGGUCAUGCUGAAGAAGACGUAUCUGCAGUGGCCCGGCUGGGACUGCCUAAACCCCGAGCAAGCUCAAGAGCUGUUCUGGAAUAAGCUGCGUCAUGCAGUAAAGACAGGGAGCAAACAGGAGACUGAAGAAUAUGAGACUCAGGCAUCUCCUAACAAUGACGAUUUGGGAGAUUCUGACACUCAGACUCUGAUACCGGACGGAAACUACUAUACAUAUUAA
This is a messenger RNA of Nerophis lumbriciformis (worm pipefish), 2958 nucleotides long. The record is from RefSeq and is a predicted model, not a curated record. NCBI's taxonomy places the organism in Eukaryota, Metazoa, Chordata, Actinopteri, Syngnathiformes, Syngnathidae.